GCGACGGAGUCUGCUACUCCUACUCCUUUUUACCCGGGUGGCGAAAUAUUUGCGGGCACAGUGGCAGUAUACGUAGUGGAUAGGGUACUUCGGACCGAACGACAAAGGCUUCGAGAGUCGUAACCACUGGGUCAAAACCCAUUUUGUGUUUCGGUUGGGGGAAAUUUACGCGCACUCAGGUUUUGCUGAUAUGGUAGAUUAUCACGCCGCGAAUAACCAAGCCCAGUAUACCUCGGGCGGGCAGCAGAGCUACAUGGAGCAGGAAAACGACUGGGACCGAGACCUGCUUCUCGACCCUGCCUGGGAGAAGCAGCAGAGGAAGACGUUCACGGCGUGGUGCAACUCACACCUGCGCAAGGCGGGCACCCAGAUCGAGAACAUCGAGGAGGACUUCCGAGAUGGCCUCAAGCUCAUGCUCCUGCUCGAGGUCAUAUCGGGUGAGAGGUUACCUAAACCCGAAAGAGGUAAGAUGAGGGUGCACAAGAUCAACAAUGUGAACAAAGCACUCGACUUCAUCGCCAGCAAGGGUGUCAAACUGGUCUCCAUCGGAGCUGAAGAAAUUGUGGAUGGAAAUGCUAAAAUGACCCUGGGAAUGAUCUGGACCAUCAUCCUUCGCUUUGCUAUCCAGGACAUCUCAGUGGAGGAGACUUCUGCUAAAGAAGGCUUGUUGCUCUGGUGUCAGAGGAAGACUGCGCCCUACAAAAACGUCAAUGUGCAGAACUUCCACAUCAGCUGGAAGGAUGGCCUGGCCUUCAACGCUCUGAUCCACAGACACCGGCCUGAGCUGAUCGACUACGACAAACUGCGUAAGGAUGACCCAGUGACCAAUCUGAACAAUGCUUUUGAAGUAGCUGAGAAGUACCUGGACAUUCCCAAGAUGUUGGACGCAGAAGAUAUCGUGGGUACUCUCCGGCCGGACGAGAAGGCCAUAAUGACCUAUGUCUCCUGCUUCUAUCAUGCCUUCUCUGGCGCUCAGAAGGCGGAGACAGCAGCCAAUCGGAUCUGCAAGGUGCUUGCAGUCAAUCAGGAGAAUGAGCACCUGAUGGAGGACUAUGAGAAACUGGCCAGCGAUUUGCUGGAGUGGAUACGCAGGACGAUCCCCUGGCUGGAGAACCGCAUCCCAGAGAAGACCAUGGCUGAGAUGCAGCAGAAGCUGGAAGACUUCCGCGGCUAUCGCCGUGUACACAAGCCGCCCAAGGUGCAGGAGAAGUGCCAACUGGAGAUCAACUUCAACACGCUGCAGACAAAGCUGAGGCUCAGCAACAGGCCCGCCUUCAUGCCCUCCGAAGGACGCAUGGUUUCGGACAUCAAUGGGGCGUGGCAUAAUCUGGAGGGGGCAGAGAAAGGCUAUGAGGAGUGGCUACUUAAUGAGAUUCGCCGUCUGGAAAGACUUGAUCACCUUGCUGAAAAAUUCCGUCAGAAAGCCACAAUCCACGAGGGCUGGACCGAUGGUAAGGAAGCGAUGCUCACCCAGAAGGACUAUGAGACGACGAGCCUCUCUGAGACCAAAGCCUUGCUGAAAAAACACGAAGCCUUCGAGAGUGACCUGGCUGCUCACCAGGACCGUGUGGAGCAGAUAGCCGCCAUUGCCCAGGAGCUCAACGAGCUGGACUACUACGACUCACCAAAUGUGAAUGCUCGCUGCCAGAAGAUCUGUGAGCAGUGGGACACCCUGGGCGCCCUGACCCAGAGCCGCCGUGAGUCUCUGGAGAGGACAGAGAAACAGCUGGAGUCCAUCGAUGAGCUAUACCUCGAGUACGCGAAGAGGGCGGCACCAUUCAACAACUGGAUGGAGGGUGCCAUGGAAGACCUGCAGGACAUGUUCAUAGUGCACAACAUCGAGGAGAUUCAGGGUCUGAUCACGGCCCAUGAGCAGUUCAAGGCUACGCUCCCGGAAGCCAAUAAGGAGCGGGAGGCCAUCCAGGCCAUCCAGGCUGAGGUGCAGAAGAUCGCGCAGUACAACGGCAUCAAGCUGGCCGGCACCAACCCCUACACCACCAUCACCCCGAGCAGUAUCGACAGCAAGUGGGACAAGGUGCAGAAGCUGGUUCCCCAGCGGGACCAGGCCCUGCAGGAGGAGCUGAGCCGCCAACAGUCUAAUGAUCACCUCCGACGUCAGUUUGCCACCCAGGCCAACAUGGUCGGGCCCUGGAUCCAGAACAAGAUGGAGGAGAUUGGCCGGAUAUCCAUUGAGAUGAACGGGACCCUAGAAGAUCAGCUGACCCACCUGCGUCAGUAUGAGCAGAGCAUCAUCGAGUACAAACCCAACAUUGACCAGCUGGAGGGCAACCACCAGCUCAUCCAGGAGGCACUCAUCUUCGACAACAAAUACACAGCCUAUACCAUGGAGCACCUGCGUGUGGGCUGGGAGCAGCUCCUCACCACCAUUGCCCGCACCAUCAAUGAGAUCGAGAACCAGAUCCUGACGCGCGACGCCAAGGGCAUCAGUCAGGAGCAGCUGCACGAGUACCGCACCUCCUUCAACCACUUCGACAAGGAUCACAGCGGCACCUUAAUGGCCGAGGAGUUCAAGGCCUGUUUGAUCAGCCUUGGUUACGACGUGGAGAAUGACAAGCAGGGCGAUGCUGAGUUUGCUCGCAUCAUGGGCAUUGUUGACCCCAACAACAGCGGCGCUGUGACCUUCCAGGCCUUUAUCGACUUCAUGUCACGGGAAACAACAGACACGGACACCGCAGACCAAGUCAUUGCUUCUUUCAAGAUCCUGGCUGGAGACAAAAACUACAUCACGGCAGAGGAGCUAAGGCGGGAGCUGCCGCCAGAUCAGGCGGAGUACUGCAUUGCCCGCAUGGCUCCCUACUCUGGACCCGACACCGUGCCCGGCGCCCUCGACUACAUGUCCUUCUCCACCGCCCUCUAUGGGGAGAGUGACCUAUAAGGGCCACCUCCAGCCCUCUGCCUAGGAGAGUUGCUCUCUCCCAGCCUCUCUCCUGCAUAAUGUGCUGAUCUCCUAACAGACUGGAUAGGUGAGAGCGCCCCCAAUCCAGCUUGACCCUGGCCUGCUUUCACCCGUCCAGUCUGAACUGAGGGCAGCACUUAUGAUGGGAGGGAAAAAGGGUGGAGAUUUAAGUGUUGGAAACGGAACUUUAAAGCACAUCCGAGGGGCAGGGACAGGAAAUGUUUUUGUUUUUUUUUGGGGGGGGGGGGGGGGUGGUAUGUUCAUGUUGGUGGGGCUUUUACCUGAUGAAGCUUGCCACAACUGCAGGAGGGAGCAUCAGUAUAGGUGUUGGAGGCUGUCACUCAUGAUUGGUGGGUAUGGACUGUCAGGGUGGGGAGGGGAGGAGCUCAGUGUGGGAUAUUAGAUGGCUUGGCUCCGAUUCUUACAAGCUCACACGCUUGCUGACUUUCUCCCCUGUAAUCCUUGAAAAAACUAAUAAAUCAUUCAUUUAUAUUAGAUAUAAUUAGUUUGAGAUUUCUCACCAGCAGAAUCAUAGGAAGUGAAUGAAUGAUCUGCCCUUGAGCAAAUCAGGUCAGUAAUAAGUCAGAGUUGACAGUGAUUUAAGAUGCACAUUCAUCGUGGGAGGUGGUGCUUUAUAGAAUCUGGGUUUUUGCUUUGGUCCCAGACCCCAGUACCCAUGUACACUUCACCCUCCAAGCCAGGGACAAGGGCACAAGCUAUUCUAAUUUUACAUGCUGUUUUGAUUUUGUUAUUGUUAUGUAGGGGAGGGGAGGUUCAUGGGGAGGGCUGAGACUGUUUGUUAGAUUGAGAGGCUUUGCCUUGAUAGAAGAGGGUUGACGAGGGAAAGAUGUGAAGUCCAUCCUCUGGCUACAUAUUGCUGGAUGAGUGAAACUCUGUUGUCCAACCUCAGCUUUCCCCCUUUCUACUCUUAUAUAUAUUUUUUUGUUGUUCUUCUUCCAGCAAUUAUGAGUUGGUGGGUUUCUUGCUGUACAUACUUAUUUUUCCAGUACACAAAGCAGUUUAAUUUGCCCCAGCAAAGACACGGGGCUUCAGAGUUAUCAUAUAAGAGAAUACAGCAGUGGAAGAGCGGGGGGAAAAUAGGAGGUUCACUCGUGCACAGUGCUGUGGAUGGGUUUGCAAAAGCACACUUGCAGAAUUUAGUCCCGUCUUUGGGCUUGAUGUGUGGAACUGCAAAUACAGCACAAGGCCUAUCUACCGCUUAUAGUUAGAACUUAUUGCCUCCAAGACUGAACAAAAUUAUAUAUAAUGUGUGUGUUUUCCCAACAGAUCAAUGAAUAAAUAUUUGUAAUAGUUCGGCAUAGGCAAACAUGUCUAUGAUUUAAUUUUAAACUUCUUCGUAUUCCUAGGCAUGAACAGAUGACAGCGGGCAUUGCUGUACUAUACUGCUUUACCCUCACCUGUUUGGGUAAAAAAAUAAAUAAAUAAAAUUAUUGAUAGCAGAAACAAAUCUAUAACGUCCCUGACAGUGGCUCUCUCGCUCCCCUCGCGCGCUCUCCCUCUUCUCUCACACUCACGUGCGCGUGCUCUCUCUCUGACUGUGUGUGUCUGUCUCAUUUCUUUCUCAAUUGUUUCCUCUAGCUGGGAAGGGCAAGGAGCUGCAAAACCAAGGGUGGGUGUUGGGGUAGAGCAGUCUAAUAAUUAACCUUCCAUUAUGUCUUAAUUAAAAAGAAUUUACUGUCUAACGAUCUAUGCAAUCAUAUCCGACAUCAACCGUGCUUUGAAAAGAAUGGGUGAAUUAGAUUGUAAGUUAAAAUGUUCAGUAAAUAUUUGUUAAAUAAAGUGAAGGUUGGUAGAAAAAAAAAUCAGGAUUAGCAGGGGAUGGGUAAGUGGCAUGGAGUUAAGAUGAGCAGCAUGAAUUUAAGAACAGUUGAAGAGGCUUGGACCAAAAGCGUGCUCUUUAUUCUGCCAGGUUGAGAGAAGCAUUUGGAAUUGUGAUUUUGUUCUUUUUUGUACUCUUUAAUAUCAAACCUUAUCUGCUGUACUGGAAACUGCUUUCUGUCUCGAAAUGAAGUGAAUUUCACAUGCACACAUAAAGUUUCCUUAUAAAAUAC
Molecule: messenger RNA, 4989 nt
Organism: Electrophorus electricus (electric eel)
Lineage: Eukaryota; Metazoa; Chordata; Actinopteri; Gymnotiformes; Gymnotidae
Gene: actn4
Product: actinin, alpha 4
Molecular function (GO): protein binding; calcium ion binding
Source: RefSeq, a predicted model, not a curated record